Molecule: messenger RNA, 2229 nt
Organism: Parascedosporium putredinis
Lineage: Eukaryota; Fungi; Ascomycota; Sordariomycetes; Microascales; Microascaceae
Source: the annotation of a GenBank genome assembly
AUGAACCAAACCUUGACUCUCGUCGCCGAGCCGCGCAAGGCAAUCGGGAAGCGAUGCGGGACAUGCAUUGACCGCAAACUGCGAUGCGAUCGCACAGUUCCAUCCUGUUCCACCUGCAUCCGCUCCGGGCGGAAAUGCCAAGGCUAUGCGCUUAGGCUCUCGUGGCCAAGGGACGACGAUCGUAAACGACUCAUCAUCGGACCGAGGCCGGGAAUUGACCGCCCUAAGCGCAAGGCAGGUUAUCUCUCCGUGCACGCGACGUCGCGGGACCUCGAGAUGUACUACCAUCAAGGCACGCUUAAGCUGCACGUCGAUGUACCUAGCCCGCCAUUGAACCAAUUGACAUUGCCGUCAACCCCGUUCCGUCUGACCCUCCGGCAAAAGGAGCUCCUUCAGUACUCUCUCGUGGAUAGCUCGCAGGCGAGUAUAGCUGUAUUACACGCCAUGAUGGCACUGACGUCCCUAUCAAGAUUCGGACCCGGUAUCCAAGCCGACCAAUUCAAGCUCUUUGCGACACGCGCUCUUCUUGCUUCGUCCAACGAUGGCAUAUCUCCUGAUACGGCGCCACAGCACGUUGCAGCGGGCAUGCUGCUGAGUCACUAUGAGGCCGUGAACCUCCGCAACAGAAUAUCGAACCAGUGGCUAUGCGGAGUCCCCGUGUGCCGCACGGGCCGCACCUACAAGUCGGUGUUGUGUGAGUCUGUGCUAGCCCGGAACAUGUCGCUCGUUCUGUUGGAUCGCGCGGCAUCGGCUGUUCUGCCCCCGUCCAACCCUAAAAGCCAGUUUCUGGAAUACCGCGAAAACCUUGACGAGCUGGAGCGAGAGAUCCAGGCUGGUUGCCAUCUAAAUAUGGCCAAUUCGGAAAUUCCAUCUCCCGGGGUGUCGAGAAACGCAACCAUCAUGGACGAGCUGCACCGGCUAUGCGCCUUGAUAUAUCUUGCCCGCGUGUCGAACAAAUAUCCUAGAGGCUCUGCUAAGCUAGGCAGUUACGUCAGCCGAGGUUUCGCCCUCCUUGGAAGCCUGCCACAUUGCUGGCGGCUGCUGCCCUUGAUGGUGCUCGGAUUCGAGGCCCGCGAUGAUGACGAGAGGUCACUUGUUCUGCAGCUGAUCGGCAUUAGCGAAGAGACGUGUAACUUCAAAGGGAGACUACGCUAUAUUCGGGGAAUUUUGCAUGCCGUCUGGACGCAAGAGGAUCUGCAUGCGGAAGAGGGUACGCAGGUUGUCUACUCGGAGAUGCUCACUACCAUCAUGAGCGCUACGGGGUCAUGUUACCAUUUGCGCAUCGUUUCCAUUGGGGAGAUGGGCCUUGGCGUCGCCCGGCUCUUGAUUGCACAUGGCUACACCGUGCUUACUAACAUUAAUGGUCGGAGCCAGUACACCCGAGACCGCGCUGCGAGUGCAUCUAUCACACUACUCGAGAACGACGAGGAGUUGGCCUCACAGGCGGAUUAUAUACUCUCCAUUGUGCCGCCCCGGGAUGCCCUGGCCACGGCUCAGCGAUUCACCUCUGCGACUCGAGCUGACGAUGCCCAGCCAUUGUAUUAUCUCGACCUGAACGCCAUUAGCCCUAGUCUCGCCCGCGAUAUCAGCGCCCUAUUCGAGACUAAUGCUCCUAGUGUUGUAUUCGUCGACGGAGGUAUCAUUGGCGGGGCCCCGCGGCUUAUCGAGCAAGCAGGAGGUAGUGGCGAAGCUUCUACAUGGAAGCGCCCUUCCAUUCCAAUCUCCGGGCCUCGUCGAAUCCCCGAUGAGAAGCUAGCCGAGGUACUCAACACCGUCUAUCUGGGACCACAGAUUGGGAGUGCAAGUGGCUUAAAGUGCUGUUUCGCGGCGCUAUCCAAGGGUCUCAUUGCCCUUUCCGUCCUCUCCUUUAGUACCGCACAUUCCUUGGGGGUAUAUGAUGAACUCCAGCGCCACCUUGAGAAGUUUCAGCCCGCGAUACAAGCUAGCACGAGUCGGAUGAUCACCGACAUGCCGCCCAAGGCGGGUCGGUGGGUUCAGGAAAUGGUCGAGAUUGGGAGGUGCUUUGGGGAAGAAGGAGGCUGGGACCUAGCAAACGAUGGCGAGGGGGCUGAUGUAUUCCAACGUGUCGCUGAUGUAUAUAGCAUUUUGGCCCACGAAACGGUGCUCGGUCAGGAAAGGCAGGAGCACAGAGCUAGGGGUACGACAGCAGAAGACGUAGCGGCGGCUAUAUCGGAAGCGCUACAGGAUAAAAGAGGGGACGCUUCUUAG